Cyclocybe aegerita is the source of this 1668-nucleotide messenger RNA. Lineage: Eukaryota; Fungi; Basidiomycota; Agaricomycetes; Agaricales; Hemipholiotaceae. The record is from the annotation of a GenBank genome assembly.
AUGGCCACCGUCUACGCUGUUGCCCCAAGGCCCGCCCCCCUCGCAGCUGGCCCCUCGUCCUCACCCCAGGCCGCUCUCAAGAAGAAAACUUCCCUCUCCACCGCCGUCUCCGUGUCUGCAACGAACGCUGCCACCAUAGCUGCUGCAGCCAAGCGAAAGCGAAACGACACCCCAGACGAGUCUGCAGACUCGGCUUCGUCGCAACCGUCGCGCAAAGGCAGGGAUGGACCAAAGAAAAAGAAAGCUAAUCGAGCGUGCUAUCAUUGCCAGAAGGCACACCUUACAUGCGACGAUUGUGAGUUCAUUCCCGUGUCACCACUCACGCACUCUAUUUCACGACGCGGGAUCGCCAACAAUUGCACUGAAGGUCACCGCAAAAAGGCCAAGUAUCUGCUGGACGAUGACGAGCUAGAGCAACUGAAGCGAGGUGGCAAAUCCGCGCCUGAGAAACAGAAUAUAGAUACCCCCACAGAACCUCCGCCUAUCUCAAUAGCUGAAUCCUUCCCUCAAAACGACGCCCUCCUCUCCGCAUCCUUCGACCCCAACUUCCCCUUUGGUUCUGAGGCUGCAAAUCUCGAGUAUUCGAUCCUUUCUGCGAUAUUGGGCAACCCCAGCCCACCAGAGUCAGCAGAGACACCUCCACCGCCGCCGCCACAUUAUUCCUCCUGGCCGUCUGAUCCCAUCGACUUUGCUGCUUCCCCACGCCUAGGGACAGCAACUACGGAGUUUGCUCCGUCAUAUGGCGAGAACCAGAUGCAAGUCCCGCAAUCAGAAUCCUUAUCUACUUCUCCUGCAAAUGCCGCGCAUUACUUGACAUAUCCAUACCCACACCCACAACCACCUGAGGAUCUCACGGAGUUGCGGUACACGCCUCCUUACUCAUCCCAGACUUCGCCGCUACAUCCGCUUCAACCAAGAUAUCCCCUUGAUACGCGACCGCGAUCUCCACCGACGACUGUCUUCUUGAACACGUCUUCAAAAGAUGUGGGUUCCGGCCGGCUACAAUCGCCUCCACCUUCAACGGAUUCGCCGAGCUCUACAACCUCGCUCCCGCCAGGGAUCACAGAAAUGGCUCGACCAUUAUCGCGUGGGUCUAAGCUGCAGAGCAUUAACGACCGUGUCACCACGCCGUAUGAUUAUACGGAGGGCUACCACUUCUUAAUGAAGCACCUGCCCACUCGGUUUGAGAAGAAUGACAUACUCCGUAUUGUGCGAGCCUUGGCCAUCUUCCGGCCAUCGCUCAUCGCACUGCAAAUGCCACUGUCCCUGGACGACGAAAUCUUCGUGGAGAAGUGCUUCCAGAGAACUCUUCUGGAACUCGAAAAGCUGAUAUCCUACAGUGGGACUCCGACCGUGGUCUGGCGCCGGACGGGCGAAAUCUGCUUGGUUGCGCCCGAAUUCUGCAUGUUGACAGAAUGGCCCCUGGAGGACCUCGUGGGUGGCAACAAAAAGUAUAUUUAUGAGCUAUUUGAGAACCAAUCGGUCGUCGAGUACUGGGAGAACUUUGCCUCGCACGCAUUUGAAAACACAACCCAAUCAGUGUACUCUCACUGCGUGCUUUUGAAACCGAACGGCGCACCCGUCCCCUCGACAUUCUGCUUUUCGAUACGCAGAGAUCUGUUCGAUCUCCCGAGUAUGGUUAUAGGACAAUGGCUACCACUUCUGUAG